AUGGCAUUUAAUGGCCCUAUCAAUGAGAAUUAUCCAAUGCCCAGUGCGGCGGACAGUGCUACUGUAUCACAUGUUCAAAAGGGCUUCAAGAUCAGUGCGCGCAAACUCCCAAUAUCGAAAUCAGGCCCAAUAGAGGAGAUGUCCGAGAAGCUUGGCAUACCCGUUCCAGAGAUGAUUUUUGGCGAUAACAUGGUUGCAAUCGAGCACCUAGCAAGUGGAUGGCGCAUGGAAUUUAAUGCAUACGAUGCGCUGGACCGAAUUGACAAGACGGACAAGAAUAUGUUAAAAGUAGCUUAUUCGAAGGAGUGGUCAAGCAGCAGGGAGAAGACCCACGAAGGUAUCAAAGAAAUUAUCAAGCCAUUCGACUGGUCGUACACAACAGAUUAUAAAGGCACUAUAACAAGUGGUAAACCGUUUGCACUGGAUAACUCUGAUCCAAUACCCAUUGCACUUCUGAAACGUCAGGAUCCUAUCCUGUUCUUCGAAGAAGUUGUCUUGUACGAGAGUGAGCUAGAUGACAAUGGAAUAUCCGUGUUUUCUUGCAAAUUACGGGUUAUGCCCGAUCGAAUGCUUCUCCUAUGCAGAUUAUUCAUGAGGCUCGAUAAUGUUCUCAUUAGGAUUAGAGAUACUAGAAUAUAUGUCGACUUUAACACAAGUAAGGUGAUCCGGGACUACACUGAGAAAGAGGAUGCAUUUGACACUGUCAAAAAGAACCUUCUUUACUCUGGAAAACCCCCGGAUGAUCUUACUAUAGCCAUGCGUGAUCCAAAUCAGAUUGCGCAUUUAGUACCUGAAGUUACCCAUACGAUCGAAAAUCUGACGCUUCCUUAA
Molecule: messenger RNA, 831 nt
Organism: Sclerotinia sclerotiorum 1980 UF-70
Lineage: Eukaryota; Fungi; Ascomycota; Leotiomycetes; Helotiales; Sclerotiniaceae
Exons: 3
Coding region: 1-831 (276 amino acids)
Biological process (GO): TOR signaling
Cellular component (GO): cytosol
Source: RefSeq, a predicted model, not a curated record